CACCCAUCUAUCCUCUUCUCUGCGCUGUUCAUAACUGUAGUGUUUGUAGCUCGGUUAGUGUUAGAUCUGUAUCCAUAAGCUGUCUAAAAGUUAAGUGUAAAAGCAGCGUUUCUGUUAGUGGAUUUGCGAGGGAACUGAUUUUCUUCACUUUGAUUCAUCGAUUCGUUGCUUCACUGGUUCUUUCAUGUGUCUCUGAUGAAGUCAAGCACUAAAGUGCAGCAGAUGAAUCUUGUGGCGUUUUUCCAGAUGACAGGAGCGUCACUGACACACCAGACGCUGCGCAGACGACAAUAACUCGUGUGUGUGUGUGACAUGAGUCACUGCUGUCACAGUAACAGAACAUUUAUAAGCAGUUGCAACAUGAAAAAAACUUGUUUUUAUUAAUUACUGUAAUUCUGCUUCAGUCUAAUUCAGGUAAGUGUGUGAGAGAGAAAUAUUUAUGACAGUGAAAAGACACUAAGACAGAAUGUCAUUACACACACACACACUGGCAGGUUGGUGACUAUAAAUGGAAGUGGUUUGCGGGUCCGGUGAUGUUCACACACACGGGCACUGGCGGCUCUGCACAUGUCGUCCAUCACACUUGUGGCACAGACAGCUGGACUAUAAACAGGAAUAAACGGAUGGAAACAUCAGUACUUUAAAACAAACAGGGUUUACGUGGGUCAAAGUUCACUUACAGAUGUCUGAAGCAAUGGCUGAGGAAAGACUUACGGCAGAACAAACAGAAACCUGUGAAAAAACAACAUCCAAAGUGUCGGAUUACUGUGGUAAACUGCUCCGCUUAAAACCACAUGGCUUUACUGCCUCCGUCAUCACUAAAGCUCUGUUGGGGCUGCUGCUGUUCGGGGUGGUCUGGUCCGUGACGGGGUCCGCGUGUCUGCCGGGACAGAACCUCUUCGGCCUGGUGAUUCUGCUCCUGUCGGCCGUGUGCGGAGGAAAACUCAUCAGCGUCUUCAGAUUACCCAGAACCCCUCCAAUACCAGCUCUACUGGGGAUGCUGCUGGCCGGUGUGGUGUUGCGUAACGUGCCGUACAUCACAGACGCUGUGUAUAUUGAUCAGAACUGGUCUGCGGCUCUGAGAAACAUAUCUCUCGCUGUGAUUCUCACCAGGGCUGGUCUGGGACUCAAUGCUGCUGCCCUGCGGCGUUUGAAGGCGGUGUGUGUGCGUGUUGCUGUGGGUCCGUGUCUUACGGAGGCGUGUACGGUGGCUGUAGUGUCUCAUUUUCUGCUGGAAUUGCCCUGGAUAUGGAGCUUCAUGCUCGGUUUCGUUCUGGCCGCCGUCUCUCCGGCCGUGGUGGUUCCGUCCAUGCUGCUCCUGCAGUCGGACGGGUUUGGUGUUCAGAAAGGAGUUCCAACACUCCUGAUGGCUGCUGGGAGCUUCGACGACAUCCUCGCCAUCACUGGAUUCACCACAUGCCUGGGCAUCGCCUUCGGAACCGGAUCCACGUGGAUGAACGUGCUUAAAGGAGUUCUGGAGGUGCUGGCAGGAGUUCUGGCAGGAGGAGUCAUGGGACUUCUGCUCCAUUUCCUGCCCAGCGAAGAUCAGUCAGAUGUGGUGUUGCGGCGCUGCUGUCUGCUCUUGGGUCUGUCCGUGUUCAGUGUUUUCGGCAGUCGUGCGGCGGGUCUGGGCGGUGCCGGCGGUCUGUGCACACUCGUCCUGGCCUUCAUCGCUGGACUCAGCUGGAAAGAGCAAAAGGCUCCAGUGGCGGCGGUGGUGGGCAGGUUCUGGGACGUCUUUCAGCCGCUCUUGUUUGGUCUGAUUGGAGCAGAAAUCAACAUCUCGUCUCUCAGCGCUUACACUGUCGGUUUGGGUGUCUCCUCUCUGUGUGUGGGUUUGCUGGUCCGUGUUUUGGUGACGUUCUGUGUGGUUCUGUUUGCUGGUUUUAAUAUGAAGGAGAAGAUCUUUAUAUCUCUGGCUUGGAUGCCCAAAGCUACAGUACAAGCAGCUAUCGGCUCCACGGCGUUGGACAUGGCCCGCAGUGUUGGAGAUGAGCAGCUACAGAAUUAUGGGAUGGAUGUUCUGACUGUGGCCGUUCUUGCGAUUCUCAUCACGGCACCGAUCGGAGCGCUUGCCAUCGGCCUCUCCGGACCCAAACUACUGCAGCAGGAAACACACACGCUGGAUGGCGCUCGUGUCGACGGUCUGGAAUCCAAACUCUGAAUCUCAUCGUGCUUCUAUGAGUCUGUUUCGUUCACACUAAAUCUUUAUUAAUACUGUUCUGCCUGUCUGUGACAGCAACAUUCUGUGCAAUAAAAC
Labeo rohita (rohu) is the source of this 2260-nucleotide messenger RNA. Its product is annotated as sodium/hydrogen exchanger 9B2. Gene Ontology annotation, cellular component: membrane. The record is from RefSeq and is a predicted model, not a curated record. The transcript is spliced from 13 exons. NCBI's taxonomy places the organism in Eukaryota, Metazoa, Chordata, Actinopteri, Cypriniformes, Cyprinidae. Gene Ontology annotation, biological process: proton transmembrane transport. The coding region runs from base 683 to 2164 and encodes 493 amino acids. Gene Ontology annotation, molecular function: antiporter activity.